This is a messenger RNA of Brettanomyces bruxellensis, 3333 nucleotides long. RefSeq names its product DNA-directed DNA polymerase delta (gene POL3). Bases 1 to 3333 code for a protein of 1110 amino acids. The record is from RefSeq and is a predicted model, not a curated record. Gene Ontology annotation, cellular component: delta DNA polymerase complex. Lineage: Eukaryota; Fungi; Ascomycota; Pichiomycetes; Pichiales; Pichiaceae. Gene Ontology annotation, biological process: base-excision repair, gap-filling; nucleotide-excision repair, DNA gap filling; DNA-templated DNA replication. The transcript has a single exon. Gene Ontology annotation, molecular function: nucleotide binding; DNA binding; 3'-5'-DNA exonuclease activity.
AUGUCAGAGAAACGCAAAGAGCAUGAAAGCGGGGCCGAAAAUGAGGUUAAAAAUGAGGUGGCCGAAAAACGCUCGAUUGCAAAAAGCAAUGACGAAACAAGGGCAAUAAAGAGAAGGCACACGGAGGGACAAACGGACAGGUGUGUGGGAUCAGAGAUACCGUCGCACGGGUUCAAGAUUCCGGUGCACGAGACGUUUUCAACGAAGAAAUUGCACCGGAAAUUGACAUCGAAGCAGGUGGAUAACGAACCGUCCACUUUUGAGAAAGAGCUUGUUCGGAUGUCGAAGUUGGAUGGAAAGAGCAAUGUGGAGGGCGAGGCGUCGCAGGAGUGGGGUCGUCCGGUGUUGCCGGCGAUCGACCCGGCGGAAUACGACAUCGUUUUCCAGCAGUUGGACGCAGACGAGACGAUAAUUGACGGAUACUCAGCAGCGCGUUUUUUCGGCGUUACCAACGAAGGACACUCGGUUUUGUGCAAAGUGGUCGGGUUUCGGCACUACUUCUAUGCGCCGGUGCCGAAGGGGUUCGGCCCGGGGGAUUUGGGGGAGUUCCGGCGGUACAUGGAGGCGAAUUACCAGGGAAUAGUGGACGUGAAGAUCGCGAAGAAGGAAUCGAUCUGGGGGUUCAACAACAACGUGAAAUUGCCGUUUUUUAAAGUUGUGGUGGACAACGCGCGGCACAUAGGCCGGGUGCGGGCCGGGUUCGAGCGUGGGGAGGUGCAGUUUAAGGGGCUUUUCCAGCCGGCGGGCCAGAUGACAUUUGACAAUGUGCAGUAUCUUCUCCGGCUGAUGAUCGACUGCCAUAUUGUGGGCAUGGGGUGGCUGACGGCCCCCAGGGGCAAGUACGAGCUGGUGGGCGCGGCGGAGAGGGAGAGCACGUGCCAGAUAGAGAUCAAGGUGAGCUACAAGGACCUCAUUUCGCACGCGGCGGAGGGAAAAUGGCAAAAAACGGCUCCCUUGCGUGUGAUGUCGUUUGACAUCGAGUGCUCGGGCAGAAAGGGCAUUUUCCCGGAGCCGGAGCACGACGCAGUGAUCCAGAUUGCCAACGUGGUGUCGCGGGUGGGCGAGAAGGUGCCGUUUGUGCGAAAUGUGUUCACGGUGAAGAAAUGCUCGCGGAUCGUGGGUUCAGACACGUUUUGCUUCGACAGCGAGCGGGAAAUGUUGAUGGCGUGGCGGCAGUUCGUGGUGCAGGUGGAUCCGGACGUCAUGAUUGGAUACAACAUCUGCAAUUUCGACUUCCCGUACCUGUUGAACCGUGCAAUCGCCUUGGGAGAGGAGAAAUUCGCAUAUUUCGGGCGUCUUACGCGUUCCAGGCAGGAGGUGAAGGACGCGGUGUUCAGCUCGCGGGCCUACGGCACCCGGGAGAGCAAGACAGUGAACAUUGAGGGCCGGAUGCAGCUGGAUUUGUUCCAGUUCAUCCAGCGUGAGUACAAACUCCGGUCGUACAGUUUGAACGCUGUUUCCUCGCACUUCUUGGGUGAACAGAAGGAGGACGUGCCGCACUCGAUCAUCACGCAGUUGCAGAACGGUACGCCGGAGACCAGGCGCCGGUUGGCCGUCUACUGCUUGAAGGAUUCGUAUCUCCCGCUCCGGUUGAUGGAGAAACUCAUGUGCCUCGUUAACUACACGGAGAUGGCCAGAGUGACCGGUGUGCCGUUCUCGUUCUUGCUCUCUCGAGGCCAGCAGAUCAAGGUGAUAUCGCAGUUGUUCCGCAAGUGCCUCGAGCUGGACAUCGUGAUCCCAAACAUGAAGAGUGAGAACGUAAACGAGGAGUACGAGGGGGCCACCGUGAUUUCCCCCGCCAGGGGUUACUACGACGUCCCCAUCGCGACGCUUGACUUCGCCUCGUUGUACCCGUCGAUCAUGAUGGCGCACAACGUGUGCUACACGACUCUCGUGGACCGGGCGACGAUCGACCGGCUCCAGUUGAAGGAAAACGUCGAUUACGAGGUUUCUCCGAAGGGUGACUGCUUUGUGACCGCGGCCAGGCGGCUGGGGAUACUCCCGACAAUCUUGAAAGAGCUUCUCUCGGCGCGUAAGAAGGCCAAGAAGGCCAUGAAGGCGGAAAAAGACCCGUUCAAGAAGCAGGUGUUGAACGGGCGGCAGUUGGCGUUGAAGAUCUCGGCGAACUCCGUGUACGGGUUCACGGGUGCGACGAUCGGCAAGCUCCCCUGCUUGGCAAUCUCGUCAUCGGUGACUGCGUGGGGCCGGAAGAUGAUCGCGAAGACGCAGGAGACGGUUUUGCAGAAGUACAACAUCAAAAACGGGUACAAGUACGACUCGCUGAUCGUCUACGGGGACACGGACUCCGUCAUGGUGCGGUUCGGCUACCCGGACAUGGAAACGUGCUUCCGGUUGGGCCAGGAGGCCGCGGACUAUGUGACAACGAAGUUCAAGGCGCCGAUCAAGUUGGAGUUCGAAAAAGUGUACUUCCCCUAUCUCUUGAUCAACAAGAAGCGGUACGCGGGGCUCUGGUGGACGCAGCUGGACCACUUUGACAAGAUGGACACCAAGGGAAUCGAAUCUGUGCGCCGGGACAACUGCCGGCUCGUCCAGAACGUCGUAACGCGUGUUUUGGAGCUCAUUCUUGAGGACCGCGAUGUGAAAUCGGCCCAGGAGUUCGUCCGCCGCACCAUCGCGGACCUCCUCCAGAACCGCGUCGAUUUGUCGCAGUUGGUCAUCACAAAGCAGCUCUCCAGGCAGGAUUAUGCCGCCAAACAGCCCCACGUGGAGUUGGCGGACCGGAUGCGCAAACGUGACCCCGGUUCGGCCCCCACGGUGGGCGAUAGGGUUGCCUACGUGAUUAUAAAGACCGCCGGAGACCGCAACUGGGAGAAGUCCGAGGACCCGUUGUACGUGCUUGAGAAUUCGCUGCCCAUAGACACCAAGUACUAUCUCGAGAACCAGCUCUCGAAGCCGCUCAUCCGGAUCUUCGAGCCCAUCUUGGGCGAGCACAAGGCCCGCGAUUUGCUCACGGGGUCCCACACCCGGACUGUCCGCGUGGCCUCGGCCAAAUCCGGCGGCCUCAUGCGGUUUACGCGGCGGUCCAACACCUGCCGAAGCUGCAAGGCCCCAAUUCCGGCCUCCCAGAUGCUCUGUGCCAACUGCCGCCCCCUCAGUGCCCAAUUCUACGCCCGUGACCUCGCAAACCUGAACGCCUUGCAGGCCAAGUUCAACAAGCUCUGGACCCAGUGCCAGAGAUGCCAGGGCUCGCUUCACCAGCAGGUCUUGUGCACAAACCGCGACUGCCCGAUUUUCUACAUGCGGAAGAAGGUCCAGAAGGAUGUUCUGGCGCAGGCCGGCGAGCUCAGGAACUGGGAUGCCAUCGAGUGGUAG